Messenger RNA from Physella acuta, 666 nucleotides. RefSeq lists its product as uncharacterized. The record is from RefSeq and is a predicted model, not a curated record. Gene Ontology annotation, molecular function: protein binding. NCBI's taxonomy places the organism in Eukaryota, Metazoa, Mollusca, Gastropoda, Physidae.
UGAUGUCUUUGAAAAUGCGAAGUUCAACAACAAAUUUAGCGAUCAUUUAACAUAUUACGUUGAGCAAACCAAAUUGAAUUGUUUGCGUUGGCUUGCAGAGUGUCUUAUUCAGAGGGAGGAGUUCUAUGAAGCAAUUGAAAUGUGCAAAAGGGCGUUAAAGAUAAAAGAGCACAGCAAAGUUCUUUUUGUAAUCGGAAAGGCCUACGCAAAGCUGAAUCAAAUCGACCGUGCCCUUAAGCUCCAACGCAGAGCUCUGAAAUUAGACCCCAGUUCAAAAGAUAUCUUAAAAGAGCUGUGCUCGUUAACAAACCAUAAACUUAAAGAAUUGUUACUUGAACGACAAAGCCUACAGCUUAUGCUAGAUUCGUCUGAAGUAAAUACUCCUCCUGUUCGCAAAGACGCUAGCUGUUGUAAAAGGGUGCGAACUGACAUUUCACAAGAUGAUCGCAGAAACCUUAGUUCUAAAAAAGCUCGAGUUGAAAGUCUCAAAGGUGAAAAUAUCACGCUAUUAUCAAACAUUGGCUAUAUGCUAUGUGGGUUUAAAACCACGAAAGUCCCUUCAGAAACAAUAAACUCAAUAGUAGUUACGUCCCCUAGAGGUACAGUCAAUCUAAACACGUACGCAAAUCCUGAGGCAGAAGAUCAGGAUGAAUAAAACAAAUAGAA